UUCCUCGGGUUCCUGACGUGGUGGCUGGGGCCUUUCAUUCUCGGACUUUCCCUCGGCCUUUCCAGGCCUCGCCCGGAGGCGGGAGUGGAGACGGCGCCCGGGGCUGGCAGCUCUGGUGCGGAGGGGCUGCGCCGGCCGCGGCUGUGAAGGCGCUGCGGCGGUUGUGGAGAGCUCGGCGCGGCUCUAGGGCUCCGGCGGCGGGGACGCGACGGGAUGGCUGCGGCCGGCGGCGGCGGGGCGGCGGCCGGGCGAGCCUACUCGUUCAAGGUGGUGCUUCUGGGGGAAGGCUGCGUGGGAAAGACGUCGCUGGUGCUGCGCUACUGCGAGAACAAGUUCAACGACAAGCACAUCACCACUCUGCAGGCAUCAUUCUUAACAAAGAAGUUAAAUAUUGGUGGGAAAAGAGUAAAUCUUGCUAUAUGGGAUACAGCAGGUCAAGAGAGAUUCCAUGCAUUGGGUCCAAUUUACUACAGAGAUUCAAAUGGAGCUAUUUUAGUUUAUGAUAUAACAGAUGAAGAUUCUUUUCAGAAGGUUAAAAACUGGGUCAAAGAAUUACGGAAAAUGUUGGGAAAUGAAAUCUGUUUAUGUAUAGUUGGUAAUAAAAUAGACUUGGAGAAGGAGAGACAUGUUUCCAUUCAAGAAGCAGAAUCGUAUGCAGAAUCUGUGGGAGCAAAACAUUAUCAUACUUCAGCCAAACAGAACAAAGGAAUUGAGGAACUCUUUCUUGACCUUUGUAAAAGGAUGAUAGAAACGGCACAAGUGGAUGAAAGGGCAAAAGGCAAUGGCUCCAGUCAACCAGGAGCUGCAAGGCGAGGUGUACAAAUUAUUGAUGAUGAACCUCAAGCCCAGAGCGGUGGCGGAGGGUGCUGUUCUUCUGGAUAACUGUUCACCCCUAAGGAAUAAAAAAACAAACUGUGGAUCCUUGCCCUCAACACAAAGACUGCCAUAUUCCAAGUCACAUUAUUUUACCAAUGGAAUUAGAGAGUUAACAGUAUUUUAAAUUACGUUUAUAACACUGCAGAGACCUUAAGUGCUAAACUUAGUGGGGUUCAUGACCAGAGAAUUGGCAUUUUCUACACAUGUUAACAAAGCAAUUACCAAUGGCCUUUUUACACAUUUUU
Messenger RNA from Physeter macrocephalus (sperm whale), 1121 nucleotides. RefSeq names its product RAB21, member RAS oncogene family (gene RAB21). The coding region runs from base 214 to 882 and encodes 222 amino acids. NCBI's taxonomy places the organism in Eukaryota, Metazoa, Chordata, Mammalia, Artiodactyla, Physeteridae. The transcript is spliced from 7 exons. Gene Ontology annotation, biological process: Rab protein signal transduction. Gene Ontology annotation, molecular function: GTP binding; GTPase activity. The record is from RefSeq and is a predicted model, not a curated record. Gene Ontology annotation, cellular component: endosome; Golgi apparatus.